AUGGACACCCCUAUUCCGUUUCCUGCUGAACUGCGUCCUUAUCGGACUUCUUUUGAUUUAUACUUGGACGCAAAACUUCGGCAGUUCGGGACUAUCCUGCUUCGACUAAUCGGUAAUGGAUUAUCGCCUGAUCAAGUUAGGAGUGUAAUUGAUGAAGCGAUGAUAGCUAUGCAGCAGCUUGAGGCUGCAGCUGCGCCACAGCGCCCCUUGCGGCUGGUUAUACGGCACGACUGCCAGUCGACGGGUUGCGGUGACCAGACCUGUGUCCUGUGCCAGUACAACCCCAGUCGCCUCUGCACCCGGAAUGUAAAAUCCAAGUAUUUGAUCGACGACUACCUCAAGGCGAAGUGCGGCGCACAGCUGCGAGUUGAGCUGGUGGACGAUACUGGCGCAUGUCACACCGAGGGCCUACCGGCGGGGGUGAGGCUCGAGCUGCACAUGCUCAACGGCGAAAAGUACAAGGAGCUGUGCCCUGACAACACGUUAUUGUCUACCAACACCUUAAAGAGCUGCGUCAUCAACUACCACACGAAGGCACUGCUCAAGCGCGACGGCAUGUCUGACACCGACCUGCAGGUGUUCUUGCCGCUGGAGCACGGCACCGCCAAGCUGUCGGACCUGGCCCUGACCACCAGUAGCGAGGCGCUGCUGAGCGGCAAGGCGCCCACCUUCCGGUUGCUGGUGUGGGCUGUGAAGGAGGACGGGGAGCCGGUGCCCUACGUUACUUACGUCGUGUCAGAGAGCUUCGUGGUGGCCACUAAGCGCGUCAAGGGUGCCAUCAAGUCGGACAUUCCCUCCGUCAUGGACGGCAUUUCGAAGCUUGUGCAUAUCGGCAAGGCCACGGUGGAAAAGCUCAAUGAUCUGCGGAUGGCCUUUCAGGAGGAAGGCUUUGACUUCAAGCUGCCUGAGGAUCUCGUCAAGGUGGAGAAGGUCGGCCAGUUCCGGAAGCUGGUGGACUUGAGCGAGAACAACAACGAGCUGAAGAACAGGCUACGCCACGUCCUUAAGCUCUCCCCGGAGAAGUGGGAGGAGGUGUGCCAGCACGCUAUGAGCGCUGUAUCGCCUGACUUCCGCAACCGAGUUUGGUGGUACGUGCCAUUGAGCCUGGGGCUGCUGUACCAGUGCAAGAACGGAGCUGUCCAGCUGGACAACCCCAUAGGCGUUGUCAAGGCAGGCCAAGGUCCGGAUGUUCCAACCCAGAUUAUCCAGCUGCAGCAGCUCAGCCCGGCGGACUUCAGCGCGAUUCCGCGACUGAAGAACUCUGCCGUCCAGAACUGGUACAUGACCAACCACCCCAACUGGGCCAUCUUUAGCGAAAACGAGGAGGCUGUGCCCCCGGCUACCCCCCCUGGACCUGGCCCUGCCGUGGCAGCCGCCGCUGGCGCCGGGCCCUCUAACGGGGGCGCGGCAGGCGUGCCACUGAUGCCGUUGGGGCCAAACUUGGCGGGAGUGAUGCCGGCGGCCCCGUACGGUAUCCCCGGUGGGCCUCCGUCGCCGGUACUCGGUGGCUUGACGGUAGCCGGCGGCGGCGGUGGUGGUGCCGGUUAUGCGGGAGGUAUGUACGGUCAGCGAGGUGUCACAUACGGCCAGCCCGAAGCUGGCGCUUAUGUCGGGCUGGCGGAGAUGCCCAUGCAGAUUGCAGGGAUGAGCCAACUUCCCGUGCAGGCGCCGGGUGGUGGCCACCGUAUCAAUAAUUCCACACCCUUUGUACUGCAACAGCAGCCGCAAUCGCAGCGACAACGGCAAUUGUCGCAACAGCAGCAGCCCUCAGUGAAGGUGCAGCCGGCAAUCAGCCAGCAGCGCACGGGACCAACCGUGGCGCCGUCAGUUCAGGAUCUUGGCGGCGGUAACGUGCCACCGGCCGUCAACGGAGCGGGCAGCGGCACCAGCAGCGGCCUCGUGGGUGGUCAACAGGCGGUGGGGGUAAUGGGCGCCGCGACGAUUCAUCACCCGCCUGCUGCCGGCGGGUCGGGAAGCGCCACGAGCAGCGGAGCGACGCGCUCACCGUUUGCGGCGGACGCCAUGAUGAUGAACAUCGCGGACGCGUUCCCAAGGUUCCAUCAUAUGCCGCCGAAUGGGGCCGGCGGCGGCGGCCAGCUUGCAGCGCAAGAUCUAAAUGGUGCGAGAAGUGUGCAAGGUGGUGUGAAGGGGGUAUCGGACGUCCGACACGAUGCCACGGAAAGAAUGCGGCGUGCUCGUGCCGGGAAUGGAGUUGUUAAAGAUCUCCACGCGCCUACCGGCCACCAUUUGGGCGACGGUGGUCACGGCCAGCAAGCCGGCUCUAUGUUCAGCCUGGACAUGCUCAAGACGGACGAUCUGAUGGGGAAUGGCCUCACGUUGCUGACAGGCAACGACACCUUCCGCUCCAACGACUGGAUCCAGCAGCUGCAUGGGAUAGGCGGCCAGCAGAGCCAGCUCGGAGGCAUCAAUUCCUACACGAUGAUCGACGUAGCGCCGCCUCACGAGGCUGGCGACGCUGCUGGUGAUACUCCAGGGGAUGGUGACGGUAGUGCCGGUGGUGCCCCUGGUGCCGGGCUCACAGGGGCCCAAGGCGACGUUGGUAGCGGUCUAGUCGGACUGGAGUCCGAGCGGCUCCGAAGCAUAACCCUAGACUACGAGAAGGUCAUUGCGGACCACAGGGGGGCCUGA
Volvox carteri f. nagariensis is the source of this 2649-nucleotide messenger RNA. RefSeq lists its product as uncharacterized. Lineage: Eukaryota; Viridiplantae; Chlorophyta; Chlorophyceae; Chlamydomonadales; Volvocaceae. The transcript is spliced from 10 exons. Bases 1 to 2649 code for a protein of 882 amino acids. Gene Ontology annotation, molecular function: sequence-specific DNA binding; calmodulin binding; DNA-binding transcription factor activity. Gene Ontology annotation, cellular component: nucleus. Gene Ontology annotation, biological process: regulation of salicylic acid biosynthetic process. The record is from RefSeq and is a predicted model, not a curated record.